GGGAAAGUGACGCAGAAUAUUCGCCGGAAUCUUCGUCGAUUUUCUGCGGACGACACGCUUCGCGAAAGUCGCCGCUACCGAUCCGAGAAACGACGGAGAUGAUCGCUACCAGCUCGUGCAAGGUUUGAUGCGACCGGUACACGCCACCGAACCGUGGCCACUCCUCGGCACAGGGGUUGAUUCCUCCCUCCGGACUCACGGACAGUUCCUGGCCGGGGGUGACUACUCCUGGAUCGUACACAGUGCUCGCGUGUCCACGGAAAACUAAUUCACCGAGUGACGGUGCUUGCUCGCAGCAAGCACUCGACAACAGUUGCCAGUGCACGGUGUUGCUCGUGACAGGUAUUCGCGCGUUGCUUCUGUGUCUCGUUUACUUUGUCGUGGGACCGAUACACCUGUCGUCCUCCUUUUGACACUCUUUCAAAAGUUUCCCUUCACGAGACGCAUCCGUGAGAAUGGCGGGUAACAGCGUUCCGGUUCUACUGGUCACUGCGAACGUUGGCAGUAUUUUCGAGGAGCCUAGCGUGAUGUUAAAAAUUUGGACGGAAGAAUUUUUAUCUACUAUAUUGAGGCUGGAUCCAAAGUUUAUUGCACUGCACUGCCAAGAAGUGGGUGGAAAAAAUUAUGAAGAAAGUAUGAGGCACGUGGAAGACUUUGUUAGGUUACUUAUGUCUUCUGAAGAAUUAAGGCUGUUUGACAAAAUCAGAGUAUUUUUAGACGAAGAUUAUUCAUCUGCUGAACAUUUUACGGCUCUUGGAAAUUUUUACUUUGUGCACGAAUCUUUGAAAGAAGUUUUAUUAUGGGACUUCCAAGAAUGUACUUUUGUACCAGUAAGCGGGAAAGAGGUUCAUUCCGGUAAUAUAGAAGCAGUUGCAACCAAAGAAAAAGCAAAGUUUCCACAAGAAUUUUUUCCAGAAUGUAAAUGGUCUAGAAAAGGAUUUCUAAGAACACGAUGGAGUAUUAGUGGAACAGUUUUUGAUCUCAUAAACAUACACUUAUUUCACGACGCCAGUAAUUUCAUUGCUAUGGAAACGUUCCCAUCUGUAUACAGUAAAACGCGCAGAAGAGCGCUCGAGCAUACAUUAGAUAGGUUUCACAAUGAUAAAUAUCCAAAUGUACCAUACUUUUUAUUCGGAGAUUUUAAUUUUAGGACGGACACAGCUAGCGUAAUCAAAAAACUUACAGAGGAUACUCGAUUAAGAAGAAGAUUAUCGGACGAUGGAAAGCUUUCAAAGUUGCAAUUCAUCAAUCACGACGAUGAUCUCGUACUAGAUUUAGGAAAAAAAGUAUUUUCCCAUAUGGAACAUCAAGACGUCUUUAUGGAAAAUAGUGGAAAAUGGCUACGUGAAUAUGACAGAGAGCUGGAAGACUUUGAUGGAAGGCUACUUGAAUUUCCGAUCGAAUUUGUACCCAGUUAUCCGUUUAAGGAAGAUAUCAACGAAGGUACGAAUUAUAUGGAGACAAGAGUUCCAGCUUGGUGCGAUCGAGUUCUAUUGAGUCCUACGGCGAAAACUCUAGUCCAAGAUACAUCAUCGUCCGACUCUGUACAAUACGGGAUAAUAGGUCCGACAACCUGCAUGGGUGAUCAUAAGCCAGUCUACUUGAGGGCUAAUCUCGCCUUGGACAAAGGUAUGAUAAACUGCUGCAGCUUGCCACGCGCACCUGAGUUUUGCUUUCGAGUGCCAAAGAAUUACGAGGAAUUGUUGUCCAUGUUGCCUGACGAUAGUAGUUGCGUUAGAGGGCGGAUCAAUUACACGGACCGUUCGACUAAUCUGUUGCACGCAGUACCCAUCAAGCAUGAUCCUUACACUCCCGAUAGCAUGGACAGCCCGAGUCCAAAUGCUAUUAUAAUAGCCUCGAGCGACGUCCCCGACGUAGACAUAGGUAAUAUAAACGAAUACGACGAGAACGCGACCGCGGUGGCUUCCGCGCGUGCGACUAGCAUCGCAAGACGCGUCGACAGAGCCGUGUCGCCGGCACUUUUGAAAUCGAAGCUAGAACUGAUCGUACGCAAUAAGAAACAAGAGUCGACGGACACGGAACAGGAUCCCGCCGAUAUAAAACGGAGUCCAAGCGAUUGUUGUUUACGUUCGUGGCCCAAGAGCGAGGAACGACAGUGGUCCGUGCGCACGGACAGAUGCAACAGCGACGUUUCGUGGCAGAGGUCGCACCUCCUUACUCAAGCAUGGAUUCAGGGUAAAGGACAGCAAGGGUACCACUCCUUCGGCGAUUUUAUUAAUAGGUCGUCCUUGAAUUCAAUACCGUCGGACGGUGUCGAGGGUUUGCCGCCCGACUUGAUCAUACCGAGGAUAUCGAUCAUAAACGCGAGUAAUUUCGAGUCGAACGAGAGUUCCGUGUAUAUGCACGACGACAAGUACAGCAGUUACUCGGAUAACAAGCUGAGCACGUACUCGGACGGUAGAACGAAGAGCUUGAGCGGCGAGGCGUUCAGCUCGGAGAAGUCCGACGAGCUUUGCGACAAGAUGGACGACGAGAGCAACAGACUGAACUCGAGGAAAAUGGGUAUCAAGGCGGACGUGUAUCUGCAGGACAUUGGCGAGCUUCUGACGAAUCAAGAUCGCGCGAUGAUGGUUAGUACAAAUCUGUUCCAAGUGGGGGGCAAACCGGAGGGGAACAAGAUACGCGAUGUCAAGGAACAACGUUUGAAUGAAAUUGCAGAUACCGUGCAGAAAGUGAAGCAUAACGAUAGAGAGGAUCAAUAUGCACUCAUAGAGGAUAAAGUCCAUGAUAAAUCUAGUAUUAAAAGCAGAAGCGUGGAAACGUCUGAGAGGAGCGAACACGCUUCUCCGCGGUUACGAGAGACGGAUGUUCGUCUCGAGACCGUGCAAGAUAAACCCUCGAAAACAAAGGCGGAAUGUAUGAAAGCGGAGCAGACGAAUUGCAACAGGAUAGAUGUGUACAACGAAGCGGAAAUUCUGGGAUGUGAAAGCAAAUCUUUGAGAGAGACCGUGAAAAGUAGUUCUCUGCAUAGCCAGGACACUAGCGAUAACACUGGGAACGUUAAAUUGAAAUUGAAGGCGUACAAAGUCACGGAGAGAUGUAAACGUAAUAUCGUCGGGAAGAAGGACAAGAUGAACGGGGAUCCUGAAUCGAGUACGAUGUAUGGCUUAAGCAGCCGCGAGUUACUCAACAACAAUAACAUCAACCACAGCGGCAGCAACAACAACAACAACGGCGCAACAACCAUCACAAGAUACAUACACAUUAAGCACGCGGAUUCGUCGGUAAAAAUCUUCCGGGAAACGACGGUCUGAUACCGAAUCCGUCGUUCGAAUGCAGAAGCUGCGUAAAACUGAUAUUUCACGUCCGCGUCGCAAUACUUUCGAAACGUUCCGGUAAUCGAAUCGACGAUUAUCGAUUCUAACCUAUCGAUCGGAUUCGACCGGCCAAUUGUACGGGCACCGUGAAUCCCGUCUUCGAAUGCAUCGCGAAACGCUAGCGUGUAAAAACGAGGUCGCGAAGCGGGGUAAAGUCGCACGACAUAACGUUAAUAUCGCGAUUAGAGUGAAAAUACUUUGUACGACGGACGACUAAGGCUAGUUUCCCGCUAGGCGAACCUGUGACAACUGUCGCGUUCGCCGGGCAGCGUCCUCGGUGGAAACUGUUUUUGCGCGCGUACACAGAAAGGCGGUCCCGCUUACUUUGGGUACGUUUACACGAAAUUUGAUACGCUGUUGGCGGACCGAUCGUUCGUGUACGAACUUCUUGAAUAAUGGAACCAGAUUUACAAUGCCUCGACGCAACAAAACCGAGCCCCUGCAUACAAAUAUUUAACCUAAAACCGGUUGAUAUUCUGUAAUUUCUUUCACUUCGAAAAGCUUUAACCUUUUUCAAUACAUGCCAAUACUUUCGUCCAUGCAUAAGAUGAUCUUAUAUUGAUUUUUACCGGUAUAUAGAUGAAAAAAUUGGUGCUUUCAGCUAGAAAGUCACUCAGUACGUUUCUGUCGAGUAUUUAAAAUCCAAUCAAGUAUAUCUGGUGACAUUAUUUUAAAAUAUUGAAUUAAGGGCGUGAAUACACUUGUAGAACGUUCAAUGUCGUUAGAUGUGUUAUCGAGGUACGAUUGUUAGUGAGGGGUAAACGAAGAGUUAACAUUGUAAGUUGCGAACGUAUUUGGAAUCGUUGAUCCUCCGUUGGCCGCGUGACACGUGUCCUCCGAUCCUAUGUUACUCUUGUGGGGGCUCCCACUCGCGCGACUAAAGGAGGGUUUAACCUAAACGAAACGUAUCUGUCGAUACAAAUGCGCGUGCGACGAUAACUGUAUUUUACUUUUUAAGUGUUUCGGUGUUCCUACACUUAUAUUAUACUCGCGAAGAGUUCUUCCCGUAAAGACGAGCAGAGAUUUACGAUAGUGUCUUCACAGGGCAUCGUUUGAUGUGAUAUUGCUGUGGCACCUCACUUUGUCCAUCUUCGUUGUUAAAGCUGGGGAGAAUAGAGUUGCGCUACGAUUGCUGCCAAAACCGCUCGAGUUAACUUUUUCCACCGAAUUCGUACAGUUUUUAUCGAGAUAUCGGUGUUUUAUCGUUUCGUUGGAGAAAGUUGAACGAGCAUCAGCUCCGAAAUCGUAAACGGACGAUUACGCGCGAUAAUGUUAAUGCUACUUCGUAUGUAACGAUUCGUUUACGGCUUCGAUGAUUCAUGCACGCGUGUGCGUUCCUAUCGAUACAUUGGCGUCGCUUCCAUGAUGAAUCCGUCGCGGUCGAACGUAACUGUGCUUUUUUUAAUCGUAUACGAUCCGAACGAAACCCGUUCGACGCAUCGAAUAGAGUUGGCAGUCUACGACGCAAUUUAUUCCAAGACAAUUUUCGAUUCACGAUAGUUUCUCAAUCCGAUCCAGUUUGGACUAAAGGGUAUUGGCUCAAGGGCACUUUUGACCAUCUUAUCCGGCCAUACCCUUUGCGAGUACAUUCCACUAGCGUAACCACUAGCGAGUGAACUCGACGCCGAGAAAAAUGA
This is a messenger RNA of Colletes gigas, 4975 nucleotides long. RefSeq lists its product as uncharacterized. The record is from RefSeq and is a predicted model, not a curated record. The coding region runs from base 456 to 3275 and encodes 939 amino acids. The transcript has 13 exons. Gene Ontology annotation, molecular function: inositol-polyphosphate 5-phosphatase activity. Lineage: Eukaryota; Metazoa; Arthropoda; Insecta; Hymenoptera; Colletidae. Gene Ontology annotation, biological process: phosphatidylinositol dephosphorylation.